Molecule: messenger RNA, 8026 nt
Organism: Oncorhynchus mykiss (rainbow trout)
Lineage: Eukaryota; Metazoa; Chordata; Actinopteri; Salmoniformes; Salmonidae
Molecular function (GO): phospholipid binding; protein binding
Source: RefSeq, a predicted model, not a curated record
AGAGAGAGAGAUAACAAGAGUGAGAGGAAGAGAGAGAACAAGAGAGAGAGAGAGAGAGAGAGAGAAAGAGAGAGAAAGAGAGAGAGGAAGCUCUGGUGAGCUCUUUCUUCUCUUUUCUUUCACCCCUUGUUUAGUGUGAGAGAGAGCGAGAACAAGAGAAGAAGGGAGGUUUCAAAACUUGAAUAGCUUUAAUCUGGACUGUAGUAUUUCUCUUAGCAGAGUGGAGCUGCCUGAUUCAGGUGAACGAGACUGUAUUUCUCUGUGUGGACUGUAUAGUACCGCUGGGCUAACCAUGUCAGAGAGCAUCGUUAGGAAGGUACAACCCUUCACCAUCGGAACCAGGCUCUCCGUCUCUGGACCUUCCACCAGGUCUAAAGGUCCAAACUUCCCCCAGCAGCCGUCCUGGCAGAGCGACCGGGUCUCCCUCUACCUCAGCCAGGUGCAGGUGAGUGUGGCUACUCCUCAUCUAGCUCCCCUUGCUAACCGGACCACCCCAACAUCUGUACCUGUUAAACAGCAGCAGGAGGACAUAUCUACCCAGGACCACCGGAACCAGAAUACCAUGUCUGUGUCUCCCAACUCCCACCGGAGCUCUGUCUCUCCUACCGCCACUUCCAGAUCCAUCAGCAAGAUCACCAUCUCUGGGAGCCCAGAGGACAGCUCCUGGAGGAGACAGGAGGAGUCAGACCACAGGGUGGUUAUUGAGAAGGAGGACAGCUCCUGGAGGAGACAGGAGGAGUCAGACCACAGGGUGGUCAUUGAGAAGGAGGACAGCUCCUGGAGGAGACAGGAGGAGUCAGACCACAGGGUGGUCAUUGAGAAGGAGGACAGCUCCUGGAGGAGACAGGAGGAGUCAGACCACAGGGUGGUCAUUGAGAAGGAGGACAGCUCCUGGAGGACACAGGAGGAGUCAGACCACAGGGUGGUCAGUAUAGGACCAGGACCGGGACGACCCCCUGUCACAGGAACUCCCGGAUCAGAAAACAUCAACAACAACAACAACAACAUCAGCAGCUCCAAGCAACAGCUGCCCAGAAUAGUGGGAGUCAGCUGUGAGAACCAACCCAGCUCACAUAUUAAGGACCAUGGCAGCAUGUUUGGGUUCCUACAGACAUUGGGGCCCAGAGCAAGGUCCCCAAGGAAAGACAGAGAUGCUGAGACAGUAGUGGUAGCCCAGAAUGACAGCUACACCCAACGCACUUCCCUCUUUAACCAGGAAGUACUACAGGAGGGUAGAGGGUUAAUCAGAGCCCAGCACCCCGGCAACUCUAAGAUCCAGGACUUCUUGAUUCGGCUGGAGGAGUUAUGGGAGGAGCUAAGGAGACGACAUCACAGGAACCAGGUCUACCUGCAGGCAGGGGAGGAGAUGAGCUUUAGGACAGUACAUCUCCUCCAGGCCUUGGGUAGUAUAGAAGCCUGGUUGGAGGCAGCAGAGCUGUCCAUGUCGAACUCCCAGUUGGCAGUAGACCCAGAGACCAUGAGGCUGGCUGAGAGAGACAGCUGCCUGCUCCAGACAGAGAUGUCCUGCCGGGGAAUGGAGCUAACAGCACUCAGACAGGAGAUGGACAGGCUGGGUGGUCAGCGGGAGGGUCAGUGCCCAGGAUACCCCAACACUGAGGGCCUUCAGGUGCCACAACACCACACACAGGUCCUCCCAGAUCUUAUGGACCAGGUGGAGAGAAAGUACCAACGUGUCCAGACCGCGUUGACCCAGCAGAGUUCGUCGCUGCAGGACACCAGGAUGCUGACAGAGUUUCUGGAGCGGGUGGAGCUAGAGGAGAGGGUGGAGCUAGAGGAGACCCAGAAGGCCAGGGGGAGGGGCUACAGCAGUAACCUUGGACAGCCUCUCCACGGUGAGAUCAGCUCAGCUCUUACCCUGCUGGGUGAUGGGUGUGGAAGCGGUGGUGGGGAGCCAAUGAUGGAGCCGCUGGGAAACCCUGUAGAGGAGCUGCAGGAGGCAGUGGAGAUGUUGAAUGACACGGUCAGAGAGAGAGGACGAUCACAGAAUCACAUCCAUGAUCAAGCCAUCCAGACUAUGAUCCGACAGCUGGCUGUGCUGUCAGUGCGUGUGGAGGACAGUCUGUGCUGCAGUAGAAAGCUGAACCAGGAACUCCUACAGAGAGAGAAAGACAUGGCCAUGCGCUGUGAACCAGAACAAUGUGGACUAGAGGGACUGAAGGAACAGCAAGAAAACCUAGAGGUGAAUUAUGCUGUGCUGAAGGAAGAGGUGGAGGAGCUCCAGAGACAGACUGGUUAUCUGGAGGAGCUAUGCCCAGAGAGAGUGACCUUCCUGGCGGUGGAGGUGCAGGGAGCCCUGGGGGUAUGGAGGGAAUUGAGGAGGAACGUAGAGGGGAACAGAGACAGAUUACGACAGUUUGUUCACCUGCAGGACUUCUUCAGGACCUACCUGGCCAUGAUAUCGUGGAUGGAGGACACCCGGGAGUGUAUUUUCUCUGAGAGAGUGUUGCAUUGUGGGAGGGACGACCAGGAGCCAAUGGCUGCGGUGAUGGAGAUGGACGUCCAGAUAGACAGAAAGUUGGAGGAGUUGGAGGAGAUGGAUGCUGCAGGGAGGAACCUGCUGAACGCUGAGCACCACCUGGCCAACAUGAUCCAUGAGCGUCUGGAGGAGUUGAGGUCCAUGCUGGGAUGGAUGCUGGUCCACUGGAGAAACCAGAAACACCAGAGGAGUCAACGCAGGAAUAACGAGACUGAACCUAAUGAAGAUCUUAUCGACUCUGAGCCCCCAACAGAGCAGACUUCUGGAGAUAAUAUCUACUCAAAGACCACAGUAGAGUCCACUAGAGACAACAUCUACUCAGAGACCACAGUAGAGUCCACUAGAGACAACAUCUACUCAGAGACCACAGUAGAGUCCACUAGAGACAACAUCUACUCAGAGACCACAGUAGAGUCCACUAGAGACAACAUCUACUCAGAGACCACAGUAGAGUCCACUAGAGACAACAUCUACUCAGAGACCACAGGAGCAGAUAUCUACACAGAUGAUACAGCCUGCUCCACCCACAGUACCCCUGCUCAGCCAGAGACCCACAGUACCCCUGCUCAGCCAGAGACCCACUUUACCCCUGAACUGAGUGUCUUUGAGGACAGACUGAGGAAAAUAGACACUCUGUACUGUCCCGCAACAGACCAGCAAAGUUGGAAGGACCAAGAGGAUGGCUAUCAGGUGAUGAACAGCAACACAGGGCCUCUAAGGGGCCUCACCUCUCCCCCAGAGACCCACCAAUCCCCCUGCCUGGUCUUAAAAGAGCCCAGCAGCCCAGCCCUCUGCCUGGGGGGCACCAUGAGCCUAGGGGGCACCUCAGUCAACAGCAGCCCUAAGGUUAGAAUGGGGGGGCAGGGGGUUAGCUUGGUGGGCCAGGGGGUUCGCCUGGGGAACCAGGGGGGAAUGGUCUACCUAGGGGGCACCGUCAAGAACAGCCCUACCCUCAGCCUUGGAGGCAGUGUGGACCUGGGGGGUACUGUCAAUCUCAUCCUCAGCUUGGGGAACCAAGGAGACAGUCAUGUGGAGGUGAUGGAGGCUAAUCCUAGGGUGGGUGAGGAGGAGAGCACAGAGCCUGUCCACAGGCCACCUAAAACCUUUUGGAGGUGCUGCCAGGGUCUGUGGGAAAAUACUCUGGGUAGUUUAAAGAGAAAGAUUUAUCGCCAGAGUGCAGAACAGGACAACAACAUGACAUCAGCUCCUGCAUACGAGAGUAUUUUACUGCCCCGCCUCCACACCAAGACCUCCUCCUCUUCAUCCCCCUCCUCCUCCUCCGGGGCUCCUCAAUCUUGCGUCUCUUUCUCCUCCUCCCUGCCCAAGAACACCUCCAUCUUCUCUAGUCUGAAGAUAAGGAGCAAGAAGAGGAGAAGGAAGAGAGACGCUGGCCGCCACACCAUUCAGAAAAUCAUGGUUGUAGAGGGGGAGGAGCAGACAGAGGUGGCAUGUCCUGCUGAAGCUGCACCCCAGCAAAUCACGCUGUACGACACCCAGACCUGGCCAAUGAAGGAGGGCCGGAGGAAGAAGAAGAGCCUAUUAAAGGCCGAGGGGGUGGGGCCAGGGCAGGGGGUGGAACUCGUGGACUACAUGGAUAACCCAUUGGCCAGGGAUAUUGAAGAUGAAUGUUCUGGGGUCUCCACUGUCAGCCCCUAUGCAGUGACAGAGGCAGUCUCUAUAGCUCCACCCAGGGGCCAGGUGAGGAGCCACUGCAGGUUCCUGUCUCUGGGGUCUGUUUUGACCUUCGACCUCUCCAAAGACAUGAGGUUGAUCCCCAGUAUACAGGAUGUCAUCACUAUAGGACUCCCAGAACACAGGGGAACCCCCAACCCAAACCUCAAUCCCAACCCUCACACAGAGACACAUGCAGCCCUCAGCUCUUUCAAACAUACCCGCUCCCCUCCCUCAGACACGCACAGAGGACCAGACAAUGAGGCCGUCACUACUUACAGAUAUGAAACAAUGACACAGAUACAGACACAGCCACUACUGACACUGACACUGACACAGCCACUACUGACAAAGACACAACCACUACCGACACAGACACAACCACUACUGACACAGAUACAGACACAGACACAACCAUUACUGACACAGACACAGCCACUACUGAGACAGACACCGACACAAAUACUAAAACAGACAAAGCCACUGACACAGGCUGUUCAGCUAGAGCCUCUGUCUAAUCUAGAUACAGAUUUUCCUCCUCCUCCUCCUCCUGCCCUGGAUGAGGACUGGGAUCAGAACGUAUCAAGCAAUGACCUAUCCCUAUCACAGAUCCAGACCGUACUCCAGGAGCCUGAGCAAGAGUGGUCGGAGCUCAUCUUCAGCAAGCAACCACCAAUCACAGCUUAUUGCCCAAAGAGUCCCACUCCAAUGAACCGAGACCAUUACAAUUACAUGGAAACGACCAUGGUUAGUAGAAGUCCUAUUGUAAAGAGCAAGGACCCCUGUCCCUCCUCAGCCUAUCAGAACCAUGAGAGCAAGGACCCCUGUCCCUCCUCAGCCUAUCAGAACCAUGAGCGCAAGGACCCCUGUCCCUCCUCAGCCUAUCAGAACCAUGAGCGCAAGGACCCCUGUCCCUCCUCAGCCUAUCAGAACCAUGAGCGCAAGGACCCCUGUCCAUCCUCAGCCUAUAAGAACCAUGAGAGCAAGGACCCCUGUCCCUCCUCAGCCUAUCAGAACCACGAGUGCCUCAUUCAGGACCUCAAUGGACACCAGUACCAUCAUAGGUUGAAGACCCAUAGAGAGAGUGUUGACCUCCAGGAGACCAGCCAGGCUUCUCAGAUGGUUGUGAAUCUGAAGGUCAGUGGGUUAGGGAGUAUGAUGCAAGACUCUAUGGACUCUGGCAUCUCUGGUGUCUCCAACUCUGGGAGCUUGAAGCUCAAUGCACCUGAUGUUCUCCAAGAGCCCCAGCCCAUGAGGACUGUGGUGGGGAGGCUAGUGUCUCUGGAGGAGGGGCGCAUGGAGGCUGUGUCCACACCCAGGGAAAAUCCCACAGAAACCCCAGCUCCUGCCCACCCAGAGACAAAAACAACACCCAGAAACAGACACCACCAGACAGAGACAGAACUCGACUCUGAUCCGCUCGACCCCGACCUCACCAUCCAUCCAGACCACCAGCAGUUUGAGGAGGUAGAGGAGGAGCUGGAGGACAUCUGGAACCAUAGCAAUGGCUACAGACAGAGUAUCUCCUCUGACAUCAUGUACCAGCCACACCAAGAGGAGAAGGAGGGGGGAAGUAGCAACACCCCAGGACUGACCACAGACCCCCUCUCACCCCCCCAGGCCCAGCCCCAGGCUACCCCCUACAGGAAGCUGAUAACAACUUCUGCCCCUAACCUUCUGGUGGCUGAAUUCACACUCCCCUCCUCCCUCCAAACCCUACUGGGGUACAACCAGGACCAGAACCAGGACCAGGGCUUUAGCCAAGACCCUAACUCCAGAGAAGAGCUCCCUAUGCUGGCUAACAGAGACAUGAGGUCCUGGGCAGCUUUCCCUAUUCAGGACCAACCCUGGAGGACCACACCACUGGUCAAUGAAACGGCAGCAGAACCAGUCAAGCUGCCGGAAAUGGAGGACCAGAAGAGAUAUAUCUACCAUUAUAGAGAGGAGGAGGAAGAGGAUGAGGAGGAGAAGAUGGAGGACACAGGUUGUCCAAAGGACCCAUCAAUGAGUCUGCUGUCUGUCCACAUGGGUCUGCACGGAAACAAUCAGCGAGCUACAAGUUGUGGCACUCUGGAAGGUGUCAUGGAAAAGCAUGGAGAGAGUCUGGCCACAGGGGGGCGAUGUGGCACUAUGAAUGGGAGUGGGUCUGAGCUGCAGACGAUGGAGGGAACUCUGGAGAGGAAACACAAGCUGCAGCUGGGAGGGAAGAAGGCCAGGUCUCGAGCAUGGAGCUCCCAUCAUGCAGUGCUUUACAAACAGACACUCUGCUUCUACCAAGACAGAAAGGAUACACUGAGGAACUGUGUGUGUGGCCUGUCUCUAACCCUGACGGGAGCAGAAUGUGUCUCAGCCCCAGAGAACACUAAGAAACCACAGUGUUUCAGUCUGCGCUUAAGAGAUGGCUCAGAGUACCUCCUCAACACAGCAAACCGAUUCAUGAUGAAGAAAUGGAUGCUGAAAAUACAAGCCAACAGUGUGCCCAGUGAGCAUGUCUCCUCCAUGACGUCACCCAGCGACCUCUUGGUUCAGGACCACCCCGCCCCCUUCACCACCUCUUUCCUCUCACAAAGUACCAGCAGGGGGACGACCAGAGCCAAGGAGAUAGUUGUCCUGACCAGAGAGACCAGAGAGACUCACCGUCAGAUCCCUCAGUUGCACCCAGAGAAACAGCAGGACCCAACAUCCUCAUCACAUACAGGCCGUCGUGAAGAUAACUAUGACUCCCUGAGACAGAAACUGUGUGGUAGAUCCAGGGAGAACAGCCCUUCCUCCUUGCACUCCUCCAUCUCUCCUUUCUCCCUCCACAACUCGUCCUCCAUCCCUCCAUUCUCCCUCCACUCCCCUGUCUCUCCUCCUUUCUCCUCUGUCUAUAGAGGUGGUCAGGACUGGCUCAGUCAAGUGAACAAGUGUCACUCAUUUACCUCAGCAAGGUACCAGAAUAUUAAACCAGCGUUGCUGCCCCCAGGAGGCAGAGGCCGGGACUACGGAUCAGUGGGUCUGGACUGUGGGUCAAACUACUCCGUGACUAUGAUUAUAGGAGACAAGCAGUCUGCCGCCUCUCCCACUCUCAGUUGUGAUGGUAGUGGUCCAUCUAUCACCAGUCACACUGACCCACAGCGCCCCCUGCUGGAUGGAUGGCAGCACCACUCAUAUCACCAGGACUCUACUACAAGAAGGCAGCUUCACCGGCACCAAGCAAUGUACCACCACGACCAGGAACCAUCUCUGAGGUCCUGCACCGGUCUGCCUCCGCCACGCAAGAAGUCUGUCUUCAACAAGUUCUUUGGGAAGAAAGACUGAAGCUGUUAUCAAUCAAUCACAUAUUUCUCUUACCUUUCUUUUGGUAUUUUCUUAAAACUGCAUCAUCGUUAGUUAAGGGCUUGUAAGAAAGCAUUUCACUGUUGUAUUCGGCGCAUGUGACAAAUAAAAUUUGAUUUGAUAUUUAUGAAGUCCUUUUUUACUUUUACAGUCCUUUCUUGCCAGACAGCGGAGUUAUAACGGACUGAAGUUAUCAUCAUAGCAGCACGUCUGAACUCUGACGUCUUGAGUUUGCUAUGUGAGGGCUGCUGUACUCUGUAUUUUUACUCAAUAAGGAUUGGAAACCAAGCAGGCGUUGUGUAUUAAUGUGUGGUGCUCAUUAAAUGACACCUGCUACAUACAGUAGCUAAUCUAUUUGUGUUUGAACCAUCCGUGUGUGCUGGUAGUCCUAAGUCCUAAAAGUACAGGUAAAACAAGCUGUGUGUCCUGGAUAAUAGUGGGCCCUGAAAUGAUUGACACCCUUGAUACAUGAUUGACACCCUUGAUACAUGAUUGACACCCUUGAUACAUGAUUGACACCCUUGAUAAAUGAUUGACACC